Messenger RNA from Saprolegnia parasitica CBS 223.65, 2817 nucleotides. RefSeq lists its product as hypothetical. NCBI's taxonomy places the organism in Eukaryota, Oomycota, Saprolegniomycetes, Saprolegniales, Saprolegniaceae. Gene Ontology annotation, molecular function: protein binding. The coding region runs from base 1 to 2817 and encodes 938 amino acids. The record is from RefSeq and is a predicted model, not a curated record. The transcript is spliced from 9 exons.
AUGCAAGGCGUGGUCAUCGAGGAGCUAGUCCAAGUCGCCCACAGCUCUGCGAUCAACGCGUUCUGCUACAACGCCCGCCUUGACCGCUUUGCGACCACCGACGAACGCAGCAUCAAGCUAUGGCACCGCGACGGAGAAAUCCGCAGCGCAGCCUUGCCAGCGCGUACGUCAAACUUGGUGCAAACGAUCGAGUACAUUCCGUCGCGCAACUUGUACGUGGCGAGCUGCCUCGACGGUGCACUGCGCUUCUACGACGAGCACAUGGACGAGCUCGCCGUCGUCUUUACACACCGCGCGAGCAUCCUCUGUCUUGCGUUCGAUGAGCCGCGCCAGCGCAUCUUGACGGGCGGCGUCGAUGGCUGCGGUGCGUGGGUCCUGCGCGGCAAGGACUGGGACGGAUACGAGCACGAAGGCCAGACGCUACGCAACCCAGCGUACCAAGUCGCAGCCAGCGACGCGUUUACAAGAACUGGAACUACGUGGGUUCAGCGCAUGAAGCUCGAUUUGGACCGCGUCUACUUCUUGUCCAACAACGCUGUCCACGUCUACUGUCUGCUCGACAAUUCGCACGUUGAGACAAUCAAGAAACUGGUGAAAAAUGUCAAUGGUGCCAUCACCGACUUUGUCGUGUACAAGCAAAAGGCGAUUGUCGUCGGCUGCAUGGAUGGCUCGAUCUACGUCGCGACCUUGAACCCGCGGUCGACGCUUGCAGUCUUCAAGGACCACACCAAGCCCAUCACGGGCCUCGCGUUCGACGACGUGUCCCAAAGCGUCUUUUCCUCAUCGCUCGAUGGCACGAUCCGCAUGUGGGACCUCGACCUCCUCCGCAAUAUUCACCAAAUUCGUAUGGACGCCCCUGUCGCGGGUCUCUUCCUCGUCCCCAAGACCAACCCAAUUAUCUUUGCGGUCCAGUCGCGCCAAGCCAUGCGACUGCUUUUGCUCAAGUACACGCUUAAAGAGCACAGUGCGACGGCGUCGCCGCUCGCGAUUCUCUUCCGGGCGCUCGCACCGGGCAAACAGCAGCGGCACAAGCCGUCCUCGAACCCUCGGCCGCCAGUCAUGCGACGCAAGGUGUCCCAGAUCCCAAUCCAUCUCAUGGCAUCUCGAACACCAACGACACCGCCCUCACGCACAACUACGACGGCGGGCGACAACCUCUCGGAUUGGAGCGACACCCACGUUGUGAGCAUGUGCCAGGACCGGUCGGUGCGGAUCUAUGCGACACGGCGCAUGAACGUGCCGUCGGCGACGUGGACACCGGACGAAGCGGUGCUGCAAGACGUCAUUGGCAUCGCGUACAACCCGUAUGUGGACAUCUUGUACAUUUUGCUGAAAAAACGCAUUGCGGUCUACGACGUGGCGCUCGAUGUGACGACGCCAAUUCGAUGGAUUGAGAUUGAGAAUCGCGUCGUGAAGGCGAUUUGCUGCGUCUUGGCGCCGCCCAUCUUUCACUUGCACUCGCAACGCACGGACGCGGGUCGACGCGGCGCCAUCGUCCAGCAAUCCCGCUCCGACUACCUCGCCCAAGCCGCGCUCGAAGCGCAAAUGGGCGUCCACUGGCUCGCGUGCGGCUCGGACAAAGGCGACCUCCUCUUUAGCUCGUCCAUGCACGGUUCGCUGGACGAAGCGCUGCUGCAGCCAGGCCACGCAGCACCGAUCACGUACCUUGCGUUUACUAGUGUGGCGACCGCGACGCUCGUGAGCUUUGCGCACGACAAGACGCUCGGGCUCUGGCGCACGGCGCCGCGCAUGACGCGCCUCGCGAUGAUCACGCUCGGCGAAGUGCCCUCGUGCAUGAGCGUGUCGCCCACCGCGCAGCUGAUCGUCUGCGGCUUUGAAGACGGUCGCGUCGACUUCGUCGAUUUCGCCUGCGCCGAGCCCAAGCUGAUCUCGUCCGAAGUCAACCACUCGUCCAUGGUGAUUGCCGCCGACUGCUCGGACGAGCUCCACCUGUGCGUCACGACAAGCUUCGACAUGAGUAUCAAGGUCUGGGACCAGAGCAAGAACUUGCUGCGGGAAGUGCAAAUGUCGACGCCGCUCUCGUGCAUGUGCUUUGCCAAUGCCCAGGGCGACCUCUUCGUCGGCAUCCUCGAGAAGCUCUUCACGCUCGUGGCGGUCGACGUGCUCCCGACAAAGCUGCCGCUGCCGCGCGCGCUCGAGCCGCCAUCAACCGCCGCCGUCCUCGAGUCCAUCGUCGACUCCGAGUACGACCACGAGACCGAAGAGGCCACUUCCAAUCAAGAACCCUUCGAUGCUGAAGACACUGAGGAGCCCAUUGGCGAUCCAUUCGAGAAAUGCGUGCUGGUGAACGAGCGCCCGCAUACACCGCCCGAUCCAGAGGCUCCACCAUCGGUAACACUCCACGCCCGGCGACAUCGACGUCCUGUACCAAAACCGUUGCCACCAACCGCAAACGUACCCGUCUACAGCCCGCCCGUGCUUCGCCCGCUGAAGCCGUCGUCCACACUCAAGGUGGACGCCUUGUCGUUCGAGCCGCCACUGGACGACCCGUUGCUGCCAGCGCUGGGGCACUACGACGUUCGGACACUGCAGUUCCAGACCUUGAAGCUCGCCAAAGGGUCGUCGCGCAAGCGAGAUCAGUUGCGUCCGAGCGUGCCCGUCCAAAUCAAGCCCCCGCACAAGCCCACAAAAAGCGGCGAGCGUCCGGCAGCGGAGGACGUGCCGACGCCAUUGGCGCCCAUUUUUGACGCGCACGUGUCGAUGCCCGCCGUGACGCGCACGCCCCGCAAGCUAUGGAAUGCGAUCGGCGCCGAGGACCGCCGGCUCAUCGUGCUCCAGCGCAGACCAGGAGCCUAG